Molecule: messenger RNA, 930 nt
Organism: Penicillium mononematosum
Lineage: Eukaryota; Fungi; Ascomycota; Eurotiomycetes; Eurotiales; Aspergillaceae
Product: dihydrodipicolinate synthase family protein
Exons: 2
Coding region: 1-930 (309 amino acids)
Molecular function (GO): 4-hydroxy-tetrahydrodipicolinate synthase activity
Source: RefSeq, a predicted model, not a curated record
AUGCCCAGACCGAAGAGCUCGAUAUCGCCUCUAUUCGCCGGCAUGCUGUGCGUCUCAGCUAAGGCCGGCCUUGUUGGCCUGGUCACCAUGGGCUCAAACGGCGAGGCUGUGCAUCUCAGCCGCGAAGAGCGCAUGACCGUUACUCGGGAGACCCGGUCUGCCCUCGAUGAAGCUGGCUUCUCGAACGUGCCCGUCAUUGCCGGCGCCAGCGAGAACAGCAUCCGCGGAACUAUCGACCUGUGCAAGGAGGUUGCGGCCUCUGGCGGCGACUACUACCGCGCCGCAGUCGGCAAUGAUGAAACCCUAUACGAAUACUUCACAGCCGUUGCCGACGGCUCCCCUGUUCCUCUUAUCCUGUACAACUACCCCGGUGCCGUCGCCGGCAUCGAUAUGGACUCCGACCUCAUCAUCCGUAUUUCCGAGCACCCUAACAUCGUCGGCACAAAGUUCACCUGCGCCAAUACCGGCAAGUUGACUCGUGUCGCUACCGCUCUCGGCGCCAUCACCCCCUCCUCCCCCUUGGCUCCAGCCGAGCGUGCCCCAACUGUCUCCAAGCCCAACGCCAAGCACCCAUACGUUGCAUUUGGCGGCAUUGCCGAUUUCAGUCUGCAGACCCUCGUUUCUGGCGGCUCUGCCAUUCUUGCCGGUGGUGCGAACGUUCUUCCCCGCCUGUGUGUCCGCAUCUUCACUCUCUGGUCUGAGGGCCGUCUUACAGAGGCCAUGGAGGCCCAGCAGCAACUCAGUGCUGCCGACUGGGUUCUCACAAAGGCUGCCAUUCCCGGCACCAAGGGUGCUAUCCAGUCAUACUACGGUUACGGAGGGUUCCCUCGCCGACCUCUCAGCCGUCUUACUGAUGCCCAGUACCAGACCAUUGCCGAUAAGAUCAAGUCUGCUAUGGAUGUUGAAUUGACCUUGCCCGAUGUGGCAUAA